This is a messenger RNA of Tarenaya hassleriana, 1801 nucleotides long. Its product is annotated as ataxin-10. The transcript has 2 exons. Bases 189 to 1640 code for a protein of 483 amino acids. Gene Ontology annotation, cellular component: cytosol. Lineage: Eukaryota; Viridiplantae; Streptophyta; Magnoliopsida; Brassicales; Cleomaceae. The record is from RefSeq and is a predicted model, not a curated record.
CUUUUGGACUUCAUAAGGCUCUAUAAGAUUUGCCAUUAACAUUUUGGGCUUUUAGGGUAUGGGUUUAUAAAGCUGAUGGUCUUCUUCCGUUAUAUGGAUUUGUAAUUUUCGGUACAUAUGGACUUGAAUAAAUCGUGAUUUGGGACUUGGAACCCUAACCAUUUUCUUCGUCUUUUACGCGUCCAUCAAUGGAAGCUCUGCCCGAAGGCGUGCUCCAGCCUCUGUUCCAUGCUUCGAACUCGUCAUCUUCUCUAGAUGGCUGCUUACAAUUUCUUCUAGAUGUUUCUAGGACCGAUUCCGGUCGCGCCGAUCUCGCUUCCAGAGCCAUCCUCCCCUCGGUCCUUAGUCUUCUCCAGCUUCUUCCCUACCCAUGUUCUCGCCAUUACCUGAUUCUCGCUCUGAAGGUCCUCAGGAACCUCUGCGCCGGAGAGAUGACGAACCAAAAAGCUUUCGUCGAUCACAGAGGUUCUGCACUUGUUUCCGACUUGUUGGUUUCCGCGAUCGGAGAGUCGCAUCCGGAUUUCGAGACGAUUCGGUUUGAACUGCAGGUGUUGGCCAAUGUCGUUUUGGCCGGGGAAGAACAUCAGAGAGAUGUGUGGAGUCGCUUUUUCCCGGAGAGAUUCUCCGAUGUCGCGAAGGUUCUGAGACGUGAGACGUGUGAUCCUCUCUGCAAAGUUGUGUAUACAUGUUGUGAUGGAAGUUCCCAGAUUGCUGCGGAGCUUUGCAGCGAUGAAGGUCUGAGCAUCAUGUCUGACAUCGUACGGACGGCAUCUUCUGUUGGGUACGGGGAAGAUUGGUUGAAGUUGUUGCUUUCAAGGAUCUGUGUUGAAGACGAUUGCUUUCCUCGCAUGUUCUCUAAAUUGCACUACGUUGAGUGCAAGGACACGGUAGAUGAUGUUGCAUUUUCAGUAGAGCAAGCCUUUCUUCUGAGGGUGGUAUCAGAGGUGGUAAUUGAGCGGAUGCGGGAAAUUUCAAUCCCCAGGGAUACUGCAUUGUUCAUUCUGGAAAUUUUCAAGAAGUCCAUUGGUAAUUUCAGAUCUGUUUUGGGUGAAAGAUCUGAGCUUCCGACGGGAUCAACUGUAAUUGACGUGAUGGGUUACUCUUUGACAAUAAUAAGAGACACAUGCGCUGGAGAAAGCCUUGAAGAACUGAAGAAGGAUGUCAGUUCAGGCGAUAGCGUUGAAGCACUACUAUCCUCAGGUCUUGUAGAGUUACUUUUAGGGCUGCUUCGUGAUCUUGAGCCUCCAACAACAAUAAAGAAAGCUCUGAAUCAGAAUUCUUCUUCUUCUUCUUCUUCCAAGCCUUGUCCUUACAGAGGCUUCAGGAGUGAUAUCGUGGCUGUGGUAGGGAACUGUGCUUACGGAAGGAAACAGGUACAAGAAGAGAUCAGAGAGAGGGAAGGGCUGUUGUUGAUGUUGCAGCAGUGUGUGACGGAUGACAAAAACCCAUUUCUGAGAGAGUGGGGCAUUUGGGGUAUGAGGAACUUGCUUGAAGGGAACCAAGAAAACCAGGAAGCGGUUGCUGCGUUGGAGAUUCAAGGGUCUGUUGACGAUGUGCCUGAACUCCAAGAUCUUGGCUUGAGAGUUGAAGUUGAUCCAAAAACCAGAAGGCCCAAGCUUGUUAAUGUCCGUGAAAAUUAGAUGAAACAUGGAAAAACACGAGUAUAAUUUCCUUCGCAUUUGUGUAACCGAUUGCAGCAGCCACUGCAGCAAUCAUGUCUCAAAAGGCAUUAUCUGUGUAGAAAGGUUCCUUGAUACAGACGUUGAGUCCCCAGAAAAGAUUGAGCAGAUUUAUGAAAGCA